Ustilaginoidea virens is the source of this 1677-nucleotide messenger RNA. RefSeq lists its product as uncharacterized. The transcript is spliced from 7 exons. The coding region runs from base 1 to 1677 and encodes 558 amino acids. The record is from RefSeq and is a predicted model, not a curated record. NCBI's taxonomy places the organism in Eukaryota, Fungi, Ascomycota, Sordariomycetes, Hypocreales, Clavicipitaceae. Gene Ontology annotation, cellular component: mitochondrion. Gene Ontology annotation, biological process: lactate catabolic process. Gene Ontology annotation, molecular function: FAD binding; D-lactate dehydrogenase (NAD+) activity; D-lactate dehydrogenase (cytochrome) activity.
AUGAAGCUGGUCGCUGGCUUGCUACGGAUCGGUGCCAAAGAUUGUCGCGGCCCCAAGUUCGUGGCCGGCCGCUCGGCUGCAUUGCGCUUCGCAUCCACGUCUGCGAGAGCAACCACCUCAACUUGGAAAGCAAAAUAUGUAGCCGUCGGGCUGGUGGUUGGGGCGGCCCUGGGAUCUACAAUUUUCACAUCUUCGUCUGACGGGCGAUGGAACGGCAAAGUCCCCAGGUGGCAGGUUGCUCAUGCCGCUCAGCACGGCUCAACUCGCAAGUAUGCUGACAAGAAGACCAUGCUCAAGGCAGUUGACGAAAUCCGUACAUUGCUGGGAGAAGACGCAGUUAGCCUGGAGGACUCGGACAUUGAAGAGCACAGUUUCUCCGAAUGGUCUACAUCCAAUACCGAAGAGAAGCCUGUUGCCAUUGUCCGGCCACAGUCAACCGAACAAGUGUCUGCCAUUGCAAGGGUUUGCACAAAGUACAAGGUGCCAAUGGUUCCUUACGGCGCCGGUUCGAGCGUCGAAGGCAAUUUCAGCUCCCCCUACUCAGGCAUUUGCAUCGACCUGUCGAGCAUGGACAAGAUCUUGGCAUUCCACCCCGAAGACUUGGACGUGGUGGUUCAGCCUGGGGUGAACUGGACCCAGCUGAAUAACGACAUCCGAGAUUCCGGCCUAUUCUUCCCUCUGGACCCAAGCCCCACUGCCCUCGUUGGAGGCAUGGUAGCAACCAACUGCAGCGGUACAAACGCGACCAGAUAUGGCACCAUGAAGGACUAUGUCGUGAACUUGACGGUGGUUCUGGCGGACGGUUCGGUUAUCAAGACCCGCAACCGCCCUCGCAAAACGUCGGCAGGAUACAACCUGAACGGCCUCUUUACUGGCUCGGAGGGGACUCUGGGCAUCAUUACGGAGAUUACUCUCAAACUAGUCACCAUACCUGCUUGCCAUAGCGUUGCCACAGUCACGUUCUCGAGUAUAAGACAAGCCACCAGCGCCGCAUCCCAUAUAAUUCGGUCCGGGGUACCGGUGGCUGCCCUGGAGCUCAUGGAUGAAGUACAAAUGCAAAUCAUCAACAAGAACGGAGGCUCUGGAGGCCGGAUGUGGCCGGAAUCCCCCACGCUAUUUAUCAAAUUCUCUGGGACUGACGGCACGGUAAAGGACAACAUCAAGUCUGUCCAGGCGAUGGUGAAGUCAUUCGAUUGUAGAUCCUUCGAAUUCGCGAGCACCCGCGAGCAAAUGGAGUCCCUGUGGUCGGCUAGGAAACAAGCCCUCUGGUCGUCACUAGCGGUAAAACCAGCAGGGACCAAAGUUUGGUCCACCGAUGUUGCCGUGCCGAUUUCGCGCCUGGCCGAGCUGGUUGAACUUUCCAGAGAAAGAGCCGGCAAGCUUGGUUUGUUCAGCAGCUUGCUCGGCCAUGUUGGUGACGGAAACUUUCACCAGAUGAUCAUGUACAACCCAGACGCUCCGCAAGAGAAGACGGCGGUUGCCGAGUGCGUGCAUAUGAUGGUGAGGGAUGCGCUAGCCAUGGAAGGCACCGUUUCGGGUGAGCACGGAAUCGGACUCGGGAAGAAGCACUAUUUGGCCGAGGAGUUGGAUGGGCCUACCCUCGGGGUCAUGAAGGCGUUGAAAGACACGCUUGAUCCGCACUGGUUGCUAAAUCCUGGCAAAAUGUUCGACGAAUGA